AUGUUCAUGGAUGAUCAAGCCCUAGAUACGCUAUGUGUGAAAUUCGGUCAUGCUGUCACCGUCUCGGAUGAAAAUAACGGACCACAUGAAGGAAACAAUGAUUUAAUCGGAGGCAGUGGUGCCUCCGUUGACACCCAAGAAUCAGGCUUGUAUCCAGGGCAGGCUCUUCCAAUUUUCAAGAAAAUUGAAGAUUUGAGCAACAAAGUACAGAAUAUUAGAAUGGAGCAUACACUUUUGUGCAAUGAAGUUAAGGGCAUCAGUGCUGAUUCUUUACUUGGCUCCGAAGCUUUCACUACUUUACAAAAUCUUAGCACAGAACAUGAACUUUUGAAAAAGAAGUACAACGAGGAGUGUGAACUAUUGAAAAUGAAGUAUGUUGAAGAAUGCUCAGAAAGAAAGCGGCUCUACAAUGAAGUGAUUGAGCUCAAAGGAAAUAUUAGGGUCUUCUGUAGGUGUAGGCCACUGAAACAAGAUGAGAUUGAAAAUGGGUCUACUUCAGUCAUAGAUUUCACCUCGUCUCAGGACAAUGAGCUACAAAUCAUUUCCUCUGAUUGUUCCAGAAAGCAAUUCAAGUUUGAUCAUAUAUUUAGACCUGAGGACAACCAAGAGGCAGUUUUCCUUCAAACUAUGCCCAUAGUGACUUCUGUCUUGGAUGGCUACAACGUAUGCAUAUUUGCCUACGGGCAAACGGGUACUGGCAAGACAUAUACAAUGGAAGGAACGCCAGAAAAUAGGGGCGUAAAUUACAGGACUUUGGAGGAGCUUUUCAAAAUAUGUAAUGAUAGGAGCAGUAUUAUGAGAUACAAAUUGUUUGUCAGCAUGUUAGAGGUCUACAAUGAGAAGAUAAGAGAUCUUCUAGUUGAUAAUUACAACCAACCUGCUAAGAAGUUGGAGAUAAAGCAAUCGCCUGAAGGUACUCAGGAAGUUCCAGGGCUUGUUGAAGCUCAUGUUUCCAGUACAGAUGAAGUUUGGGAACUGCUCAAGUCAGGAAGUCGAGUAAGAUCUGUUGGAUCCACAAAUGCUAAUGUGCUCAGCAGCCGUUCUCACUGCUUGUUGCGAGUGACCUUUAUGGGAGAGAAUUUAAUAAAUGGUCAGAGAACAAGAAGCCAUUUAUGGCUGGUUGACUUGGCAGGAAGUGAGCGUGUCGGAAGGAUUGAAGUUGAAGGUGAAAGGUUGAAGGAAUCACAGUUCAUAAACAAAUCCUUAUCAGCAUUGGGGGAUGUUAUCUCUGCUCUCGCAUCCAAAACAUCUCACAUUCCAUACAGGCAUCUCUCUCCCUCUCUGAUUUUGUCUGUCUGUCCAUGUGUUUAUGUGCUAUUCCAUUUUUCUAGUCUAAUCAUCGAUUUCUUUUGGAUAAACAGGAACUCGAAACUCACUCAUAUGCUGCAGAGUUCUCUUGGAGGAGAUUGCAAGACUUUGAUGUUUGUCCAAAUCAGCCCCAGUGCUGCUGACUUAGGAGAAACCCUUUGCUCAUUGAAUUUUGCAAGUCGUGUCCGAGCAAUUGAGAAUGGGCCUGCUCGCAAGCAGUCGGAUCAUGCAGAGCUUUUCAAGUACAAGCAGCUGGCAGAAAAAGCUAAGCAUGAUGAGAAGGAAACGAAGAAGUUGCAGGAUAGUAUGCAGUCUUUGCAAUUGAGGCUUGCUGCCAGAGAACACAUUUGCAGGAGUCUUCAGGAGAAGGUUCGGGAUCUUGAAAACCAAUUAGCAGAGGAAAGGAAAACAAGAUUAAAACAAGAAAAUAGAGCUUUGGCCUCUAUUUCUACUCAAUCCUCUGCUGCCUUGUCAUCUCUAAACCAAACACAGAAGAUCACAGCAGACAAGAAACCACCUUUGGCUCCUACAAAAAUGAGGUUGCCACUUCGAAGAAUUACUAAUUUUAUGCCAGUGGCAUCUCCUGCUCCUCCCGCAAACAAAACCAGUAAGUCAUUUCUCCCAGUUGUGGAUGAGUACAAAGAAAACACCUCAAUGGCAUCAGGGACUGCAAAUAAGGGAAAGACAACGUUGAGAGCAAGACGUGGCUCCAUUGCUGUAAGAUCAACCCCUUCAGAAACGUGUAAGGUUGUUCAGCCCACACGAAGAGCUUCCAUUGCAACCCUCCGGCCCGAAUCCAAUGCAAACAUGAGAAUUCCACUGCAGAGAUCAACUGCUCAGGUAAGGACUGAUCGUGUUAUGGGCAGACAAUCGUUUGUGUGGGAUCCACAAAGAGUAUGGCAUACAUCAAGAGUGUCUUCUCCAUUACCACAGAGGGAAACGUCAAGAGUGGCAUCGGUAGAAGCAACACCAGUUGGCCCUAGAAGUAGCAGAUUUCGGGGCAGUCCACCUACACAGCCAGGUUCAUGGAUACCUAAGCAUCCUACAGUCAUAGCAUUACAAAAGAAACAGGUAGUGUGGAGUCCACUCAAGUUGAGAGGCCUGAAAACUAACAAUAGGAAGUCGUUACUGUCCACAUGA
Fraxinus pennsylvanica is the source of this 2448-nucleotide messenger RNA. The record is from the annotation of a GenBank genome assembly. Lineage: Eukaryota; Viridiplantae; Streptophyta; Magnoliopsida; Lamiales; Oleaceae.